Molecule: messenger RNA, 1669 nt
Organism: Vitrella brassicaformis
Lineage: Eukaryota; Vitrellaceae
Source: the annotation of a GenBank genome assembly
GCCUUUGUGCACGAGCGUGAGCGGGACGACCAUCAGUGCGGUGAGGCAGGUGCCAGAGGGGGCAACAAAAUGGCAGCUUUACUGGAUCUGCGACUGGCUCCCCCUGUAUGGCUGCUCGGGCGGUUGUAAGCAGCCUCUCCGAACUAGGCAAACUUUAACGGGUCCGAGUGAAGGGUCAAAUCGGGUGUAGUAACCAUGGGUCCAUUCGACGAUGUCGAGAAUCUCGACGUGCAGGCCCCCAUUUGGCAUGUGACCCACAUACAUAACAAGUAAGGCGCCCAGGCAAGCUGAGCGCGGUGCACGACCCCCCAAGUGAUUGGGGCGACUGUGCGUUUGACGAAGAAUGCAGAUGUGUCCAACAAACACGUCGAUCACACCAGCCAUGCGAUGAGUAAAAGAACACAUGUCCUUCUCCCUUUUGUAGCUGUGUGUAUGUGUGUGGAUGUGUCAUGAGAUAGGUACGAACACGAAGAGACAUAGAAUAUCGCACAGGUAAGAACAAGACGCACAGCACAAUUGUGCCGAGAUAGGUACAAAGACGAAGAGACAGAGAACACUACAAAUCAUGAAGGCAGGUAUUGUGCAGUUGGGGUGAACUACACGAAUCAUGAAGCAUGCAGGGCGGAUCACGAGGAGGACAGGCAAACAAGCGCAGAUCAACAAACAUGCGCAAAUCAGCUUCUGCCAACGAAAAAUGACCGAUGAGAAGAGUGUGCCUUCUUGAUCUCGAGCCUAUUGGCACGAGAGCCGAUUGGUCCACGCUCUUGAGGAGCUUGCCCAGAGCCCUGACCACAGCAGCCCAUCGUUCGCGUCCUUGUCGUUUGUGUCGAUGGUGUCGCCGAACUUUGCAGACACAGACGAGAGAGGCGUCGUUGUGUGGGAGAUGUGUCUGUGUGUGUGGUGUGUAUGCCCGUGGUACCUCACCUGAUGUCGAUUCGCGCUGGCGACCCUGGCGGCUGUCGUUGUUGGGCAGUUCUGGGUGACUGUCUGCCAAGGAACGCACUCACGUACAGGCACAUGACUCUUACGGCAGGCAGUACGUUGCUUUGUCCUCUUACGGCGAGGGCAUGAGUGCUUGGUAGCCGAGACCCAGUGCUCGCCGCACAGGCCGAACUUGUCGAGGCAGGCCCCGUUGCCUUCUGCAUUCUGUACGGCGACGGGUUCUUGCUGGGGCAUCAGUGGCGGGGGUGCAUCACUGGGCACAAACACGUGCACGGGCACAAAUGAUUGCCUGACAGACACAGAGUCAUCAGGAACAGAUGAACCGGUCGGGGGGUAAGGUGUGUCCACGAGAAUGAGUACCUGUGGAUGUCGGCGGGCAGCGACUGUGUGUUCUCGUCGUCGGGCCACGCUGGUGAGAAGACCGGUGAUGCAAGGGCGAGCGUGCGAAGACGAGGAAGGAGGAGAGAAAGAAAAGGAGCAGCCGCUGACGGCUGAAGAAGACGACUGAGUGCUGAGCUUGACAGACUGACUGCUGAGCUUUUAACAGACUGACUGCAGCUUUUAACAGACUGACUGCGAGGCGACUUUGGCAACCCCGGAAGAACCGAUCGUACGCACGGAAAAAAAGUAGCCUAGAGCAGUCCCCCAGCUGGUGCUUUUGGGGGGUCGUGAAAAUUGCAGAGAAGCAGCCCACCCGGCUGAUCAAAAGCAAAUGUGAACCGCCCAU